Messenger RNA from Lentinula edodes (shiitake mushroom), 1335 nucleotides. RefSeq lists its product as uncharacterized. Gene Ontology annotation, biological process: lipid metabolic process. NCBI's taxonomy places the organism in Eukaryota, Fungi, Basidiomycota, Agaricomycetes, Agaricales, Omphalotaceae. The coding region runs from base 1 to 1335 and encodes 444 amino acids. The transcript has 4 exons. The record is from RefSeq and is a predicted model, not a curated record.
AUGUCCUCCCAUGGCCAAUUCAUACAGGAAAUAAUACGCGGGUUUUACGAUUUCUUUCGACUCAUAAUACCGGAGCCUCAAAACCGCAUACCAAUCGCUCUAGAUGUCAUCCCUUAUUCGUUGUCCUGGUUCAUUCCAUUCUUUUUCUUAGCUUACCUUGCCCGGCGCCCGCAGACGUACCUAAUACGGCUGCUACUACUGCCAAUAGUAAUUACUUCAACUCUCGCGUCAGCAUUCCGAUAUUGCUGGACUAUACCGGCUUUGAAUGUCUAUAAUUGGGGUCAAGGUCUGGCUGCAGAAGUCGUAAUAGCCAAAGCUCUGGAAUAUGCACUCACACCCGAAGGCAUGUUGCGAAUGGGGGAAUCUCAACCGAAUCAACCGAAAGGCAAAGCAAAAGCAAAACAUUACUCGAAUGGCGAUACUCAAAAUAUAGACGCAGACUCCCGAUUAUCAUCCCCGGAACAUCAACGUUCUGACUUCAUAUCUGCCUUCGGAGAUGCAUUAAAUCUUGCACACGAAAUGCGGGGUUCGGGUUGGAAAUUCGGCGUCGGGACACAUAUACCUAAACUAACUAGACCUCUAGAGCGGAAAGAGUUCAUUAACGUGACCCUCUGGUCAUUCAUUGAACACUUCCUCCUCCUCGACUUCAUCGAAUCCAUCAUUAAACUGUUUCCCGGUGUUGGUACACCAGCCGGUGGAUCCAUUUUUUACCAAAAUCUUCCUAUACCGCAACGAUAUAUUGUGUCUACAACGAUACACAUGCUUACAGGAACCGCCCUUCUUUCCGGGUUCCAUAUGGUUUACGACCUUUUGACGAUCAUAGCUGUUUACGUCUGCGACGAUUCACCCUCCUCAUGGCCUCCCGUGAUGGAUCAUCCAUGGACAGCGGACUCCAUGCACGUCUUCUGGGCUAAACGGUGGCAUCAAUUGUUGAAGCGUACUUUUGUUGUGUAUGGAGGCAUUCCAGGUAAAUGGGUCGCUGGAAAUAUUGGUGCACUACUUGGCACCUUCAUCGCGUCUGGGCUAUUCCAUGAAUGUGCGAUAUACGCUAUGGGUCAGGGAUUUGACCCUGUUGUUCCUGCAUUCUUUGCGUUGCAAGGUCCAAUAUUAAUCCUGGAGAGGGUGUGGAGAAUUGUGACCGGAAAAAGGGUUGGAGGAUGGAUAGGGAGAUUGUGGGUUUACUCGAUGAUGUUUUUCUUUGCUCAACCGAUGAUUGAUUCUUGGCAUAGGCGUGGAUUGGGCGGUGGGAUGGUGAUUCCCCCUUUCAUUAGUCCCGCAAGAGUGGUGCUCCCCCUCUUGGUCCGUGUAUUCGACGCUACGGUGCUGGCAAAAUGA